CCAACGGGAUGACGUCACCCAACGGGAUGACAUCACUCAACGAGAUGACGUCACCCAACGGGAUGACGUCACCCAACGCCGUGACGUCACCCAACGGGAUGACGCCACCCAACACCAUGACGUCACCCAACGCCGUGACAUCACUCAACGCCAUGACGUCACCCAACGGGAUGACGUCACCCAACGCCGUGACGUCACCCAACGGGAUGACGUCACCCAACGGGAUGACGUCACCCAACACCAUGACGUCACCCAACGGGAUGACGUCACCCAACACCAUGAUAACGUCGCCCAACGCGAUGACGUCGCCCAACGGCGACGCGACGCCCAACGCGAUGACGUCACCCAACGGGACGACGUCACCGCCCAGGACGGCGUCACCCAAUGGGGCAAGGUGGGUGUCACCCAAUGGGUCAUUGUCACCCAGUGGUUGA
This is a messenger RNA of Corapipo altera (White-ruffed manakin), 434 nucleotides long. RefSeq names its product mucin-1-like. NCBI's taxonomy places the organism in Eukaryota, Metazoa, Chordata, Aves, Passeriformes, Pipridae. The coding region runs from base 9 to 434 and encodes 141 amino acids. The transcript is spliced from 2 exons. The record is from RefSeq and is a predicted model, not a curated record.